Messenger RNA from Pelecanus crispus (Dalmatian pelican), 1622 nucleotides. The record is from RefSeq and is a predicted model, not a curated record. Lineage: Eukaryota; Metazoa; Chordata; Aves; Pelecaniformes; Pelecanidae.
GGCGUUAAGAGAGCUGGCGUUGCAAGGCUGCUCUCCAUAAUCUUUGAGAAGUCAUGGAGAUCAGGGGAUGUCCCAGAAGACUGGAAGAAGGCUAGUGUCACCCCCAUCUACAAGAAGGGCUUACAGGACGACCCAGGAGAUUAUAGGCCCAUCAGUCCUGGGAGGGUUAUGGAACAAAUCCUCCUGGGGGCUAUCACAAGUCAAAUGAAGCAUGUGAUUGGGAGAAGCCAGCAUGGGUUCACCAAGGGCAAAUGGUGCUUGACAAACCUGAUUGCCUUCUACGACAAAGUAACCUGCUUGGUUGAUGUGGAGCAAGCAGUGGACGUUGUCUACCUGGAUUUCUCCAAGGCUUUUGAUACAGUUUCCCACAGCUUCCUCCUAGAGAAACGGAUGCGUUACGGUCUAGACAAGUUGUCUGUGCGGUGGGUGGGGAACUGGCUGGCGGGCCGCACCCAGAGGGUGGUGGUAAAGAGCUCCUUUUCAAACCGGCAACCUGUCACAAGUGGGGUCCCCCAGGGAUCAAUACUGGCCCCAACACUGUUUAAUAUCUUCAUAAGUGAUCUGGAUGAUGGGAUCAACUGUACCCUGAUGAAGUUUGCUGAUCACACCCAACUGAGUGGGGAAGUGGACACUUCGGAAGGGAGAGCCACCCUGCAGGAAGGCCUGGAUAGGCUGGAAGCGUGGGCUGACAAGAACCUUAUGAAGUUCAGCAAGGACAAGUAUAAGCUCUUGCACAUAAGUAAGCAGCAGCUCCAGACAAUCAAAGAUCGUUUCCAGGCCUUUCUCAAUGGAGAAACACAGAUUGUGGCAGAUGAAGCAUUUAUAAAUGCUGUCCAGAGCUACUAUGAGGUGUUCCUAAAAAGCGACCGUGUUGCUAGGAUGGUGCAGAGCGGAGGGUGCUCGGCAAAUGACUCCCGGGAGGUCUUCAAGAAGCACAUUGAGAAGAGAGUGCGCAGCCUGCCAGAAAUUGAUGGCCUCAGCAAGGAGACGGUCCUGAGCUCUUGGAUGGCAAAGUUUGACGCUAUUUACCGUGGGGAAGAGGAUCCCCGCAAGCAGCAGGCCAGGAUGACGGCGAGCGCUGCCUCAGAGCUCAUCCUCAGCAAGGAGCAGCUCUACGAGAUGUUCCAGAACAUUUUGGGGAUCAAGAAAUUUGAGCAUCAGCUUCUGUACAAUGCGUGUCAGCUGGACAACCCAGAUGAGCAAGCAGCACAGAUCAGACGCGAGUUAGAUGGACGUCUUCAAAUGGCAGAGCAAAUUGCCAAGGAGCGCAAGUUCCCGAAGUUUGUGUCCAAAGAAAUGGAAAACAUGUACAUUGAGGAGCUGAAGUCAUCUGUCAAUCUCCUGAUGGCAAACUUAGAGAGCAUGCCUGUGUCUAAAGGAGGCUCCGAGUUCAAGCUGCAGAAGCUGAAGCGCAGUCACAACACCUCAAUAAUUGACAUGGGAGAAGAAAACGAGAACCAGCUGUCCAAGUCAGACGUUGUGUUGUCGUUCUCUCUGGAGGUUGUCAUCAUGGAGGUGCAGGGUCUGAAGUCGCUGGCCCCCAACCGCAUUGUGUACUGUACCAUGGAAGUCGAAGGUGGGGAGAAGCUGCAGACUGACCAGGCUGAAGCCUCAAAACCAAC